Messenger RNA from Vigna umbellata (rice bean), 1749 nucleotides. NCBI's taxonomy places the organism in Eukaryota, Viridiplantae, Streptophyta, Magnoliopsida, Fabales, Fabaceae. The record is from RefSeq and is a predicted model, not a curated record.
AUGUUGUGGGAAGAGGGCGUCAAGGUCUUUGAUUCAUAUUCAGAAGAAAACUUUUGUCUGUGUGCAAUGUUGUUUUGCACCAUAAAUGAUUUCCCAGCAUAUGGGAACUUGAGUUGUUACAGUGUUAAAGGUCAUUUUGCAUGUCCUAUUUGUGAAGAAAAUACCAGCUAUCUUCAACUAAAUCAUGGGCAGAAAACUGUGUACACAAGACACCGAAGAUUCCUUCCUCGAAAUCACCCUUACCGUAGAUUGAAAAAAGCGUUUAAUGGAAGACCUGAGGACGAUGUAGUGUGCAGACCGCAUAAUGGGGAAGAAGUAUACGCCCAGGUUCCACAAGGUUAUUCAUCGAAUAUUAGUAGCCUUGUUUCUAUGAAAGAUUUGAAGUUGGUUGGUUUAAAGUCUCACGAUUGUCAUGUCUUAAUACAACAACUUUUACCAGUAGCUAUUCGAGCCAUAUUACCUGCCUCUGUUAGAGGUAUUCUAACACGUUUGAGUUUGUUUUUCAAUGCCAUUUGCAAGAAAGUUGUUGAUCCUCUACAGCUGGAUGAUUUGCAAAAUGAGGCCAUCAGACUAUUGUGCCAAUUGGAAAUGUAUUUCCCACCCUCAUUUUUUGAUAUCAUGGUUCAUUUGAUUGUCCAUCAAGUGAGAGAGAUUCGAAUAUGUGGGCUGGUUUUCUUGAGGUGGAUGUACCCGGUCGAAAGAUACAUGAAGAUCUUAAAGGGAUAUGUUAAGAAUCAAUUGAGACCGGAAGCUUCGAUUAUAGAGCGCUACAUUGCAGAGGAAUUCGUUGAAUUCUGCUCAAGUUAUAUGCCAAGUUGUGACCCAAUAGGACUUCCAAAGAAAAUACAUGAGAGCAGACCUGAAGGAAAGGGAGUUCGAGGUGUAAGGAUUGAAAGUGUUAGUGGAAGAGAAGUUAAUCAAGCACAUUUGUACAUUUUAAACAACACAGAGGAUGUUAUUCCUUACAUUUCACAACACAUUGAUGAAAUUAAGUCAGCACAUCCACAUAUGAGUGAAAAGUGGACACUUAAUGAACAUAACAAAUCCUUUUUAGCUUGGUUUAAGAAAAAGAUUUAUGCGACUCCGAAAAUUUCUGAAAAUCUAUUAAGACUAGCUCAUGGACCUAACACUGAUGUGAUCACUUUCGGCGGCUAUUACAUAAACAAUUACUUGUUCUAUUCAAAGGAGGAAGACGAUAAAAGUAGAGUUCAAAACAGUGGAGUUACCCUACAAGCUGAGGCCUUACACUUUUCCAGUUCCAAUGAUAAGAAUCCAAUUACAGCAUCAAUCAGUUAUUUUGGAAUAAUUCAAGAAAUUUGGGAAAUCGAUUAUCUUACUUUUAGAGUUCCAGUUUUCAAGUGUAAAUGGGUUGACAGUAAUUCUGGUGUGGUGACAGAAGACCUCGGAUUCACUUUGGUGGAUCUUUACAAAAUGAUUUACACAGAUGAACCAUUUAUUAUGGAAAAUUGCGAUAUCCCUAAUGAUGAGAGGAUAAGGAAGAAGAUUUUAUCCCACAUUGUGAAAAGGAUGGCCGCCCAGCAGAGGCAGAAUCUUAAUGAUACACCACACGUACUAUCACGUGGUGGUUAUGUGUUAUUAGAGAAAAAGAUGAGAAAACGUCGCGUUGAGGAGUUAGGUCUUGAGUCACCUGAUCUAUUACCUCCACCAGCCAAACAUGAAUUGUGGAAGGCUGCACAGACAAAGUCCAAUGGCCAGUUUCCAUCGCAGUCUGUGAUGACAAAUUUAUGA